This is a messenger RNA of Zygosaccharomyces rouxii, 1836 nucleotides long. RefSeq lists its product as uncharacterized. Gene Ontology annotation, biological process: transmembrane transport. The transcript has a single exon. Gene Ontology annotation, molecular function: transmembrane transporter activity. NCBI's taxonomy places the organism in Eukaryota, Fungi, Ascomycota, Saccharomycetes, Saccharomycetales, Saccharomycetaceae. Bases 1 to 1836 code for a protein of 611 amino acids. The record is from RefSeq and is a predicted model, not a curated record.
AUGGCUCCUAAGCUUACCUUCAGGGAGCAGAUGGACGGGUUCCCCUGGACCCAACUGCUAGUUGUGUCUCUGGUGAGAUUUAGUGAACCUAUAGCGUUUACAUCGUUAUUCCCGUAUGUGUAUUUCAUGGUUAGAGACUUCCAUAUUGCCCCCAACGAUGCUGAAGUUUCAAAAUAUUCUGGUUACUUAUCAUCGUGUUUUGCUCUAUGCCAAGUGGUCUCAGCUUACCAUUGGGGCCAUUUUUCGGAUAUCUAUGGGCGUAAAUGUGCACUAAGUUUGGGGUUGAUUGGUACCUGUACAUCGUUAAUGGUUCUUGGAUUUUCCAAGAACUUUUAUAUGGCACUUCUAGCUAGAUGUAUGAUGGGUCUUUUGAAUGGUAAUGUUGGUGUACUGCGAACAAUGAUUGGUGAAAUUGCUACUGAAAGGAAACAUCAAGCUUUAGCUUUUAGUACAAUGCCACUUUUAUUUCAAUUUGGAUCCGUAGUGGGACCAAUGGUCGGUGGGUUCUUGGUCUUUAAACAGUCUCAUGGUGAGAAUAUUCCAAACUUCUUUCCCCAUUGGCUUAGAGGAUUAGUUCAUAGAUAUCCAUAUCUUUUGCCUAACAUCGUGGUAUCCAUUUUCCUCAUGGUAGGGCUUUUUAAUGCCAUUCUUUUUCUAGAAGAGACACACCCUGAUUUAAAAUACAGAAGAGAUUAUGGGGUGGAAUUGGGAGAUUUUAUUAAACUGCAUAUAUUUGGUAUACAACCGGUAUCCAGACCAUGGAAUCAUCUACAAUUAGAUACUCAUAAUGAUGAUAAUCCUAUUAUUGGUGAUGAUUCAUCGGUUAUCCAUUCAGAUCAAGACACGACUACAGAAGCUGUGGAUCAUGACACUGCACCUUUGAUUCCAUCAAGUGGUGAUUCUUCCGACUCAGAGGAAAGUAUUAGAUCAUUCGGCCCUAUUUUAACCCGUAGACAAAGUGUGGGGCUCAUUAGAGAAUAUUCGUUACACGAACCAACAGAUAUUCCAGAUGCAGAUUUAGAGUUAGCUUUUGAUGGUUGUAAAGAGGAUAGUAUUUACCAUCAUGUUUUCCACACAUCAGUUUUCUAUCCAAUAUCGGUUAAUUUUAUCAUGUCGUUGCACUUGAUUGUUUAUAACGAAUUCUUACCAGUUUUCCUAGCAUACGAUUUGGCUCAAGAUGACAAGGGUAAUCUAUUGUCCAAGUUCCCAUGGAAAAUUUCAGGUGGGAUUGGGUAUUCUCCAGAUCAAACAGGUGCCCUUUUAUCAUCAACCGGUAUAUUUGGAUGCUUUGUGGUCAUAUUCAUUUUCCCUGUUGUCGAUCGUAGUUUUGACUGCUUAACGAUUUUCAGAACUUUGGUUAAACUGUACCCAAUAAUGUAUUUGAUGGUACCAUAUGUGAUCUUUUUACAACAGGACCACAUCCCACGUUGGUGUACCAUUGUCUACUUAUAUUUGAUAACAGGUACAAAGACUCUAUGUGGUGCGUUAACUUCCCCACAAAUUAUGCUUCUGAUCCACAACUGUAGUCCGUUAAGUUGCAGAGCUGUAAUAAACGGUGCAACAAUUAGUAUAUCUGCAUUAGCUCGAUUUGUGGGGCCACUAGCUUGGGGGUAUAUUAUGUCAUGGUCUCAAGAAUUUGAUGUUGCUUGGCUUUCAUGGUGGUCAUUAGGGUUGAUCAGUUUAAUCGCCCUUUUCCAAUCCUAUAAGAUUGAUCCCAUUGAUGAAGAGGAUGAAGAGCCGGGCGCAGCAUCAAUAGAAGAGGCAAGACCACAUUCAAGGCCCAGUUUAAGCAGUUUUAGCAACCAUCGCAGACCUUCAGAAUUAAACAAUAGUUAA